AUGGCUAUCCCCACCUCAACGCUCCUGGCUCCCGCAAUCAUCAUUUUCUUGAUUCUUCAUGUCCUUCUCCGUGCCCUCUUCUCACCAUUUCGCACUGUUCCAGGGCCUUUCCUGGCUCGCUUCACGGAUGCAUGGUACUUCUGGAACAUCCGGAAAGGAUCAUUCCAGCAGGUUAACAUCGAUUUACAUAAGAAAUACGGACCCAUCGUUAGAUACGGCCCAAAUCGUUACAGUAUAAAUGACCCCGAAGCCGCAAAGACAAUCUACGGGCUUGGUAAUCACUUCCCCAAGUCAUCAUGGUAUUCAGCAUGGGCUAGCCCUGGACAGUGGGCCAUCUUCAGCGACCAGUCGAUCGAGCGUUCUACCCAAAACCGGAAGAUGUACUCGGCAACGUACGCCAUGUCUGCCCAAGUACACUAUGAGCACUUUGUCGACGAAUGCACAGAACUCUUUACCCAGCGUCUCUCCGAGCUCUCUACAUCUGACUCUAACCUGUUUGUGGACAUGAGACAUUGGUUCCAAUGCUAUGCUUUCGAUGUCAUUGGACUCAUCACUUACGCAAAACGCAUUGGCUUUUUGGAUCGAGGGGAAGACGUCCGCGGAGUCAUCGAAGCCUUAGAAGAUCAUAUGGGCUACGCAACUCUCUGCGGUAUAUUCCCUAGCCUUCACCAGUUUCUGUUCCCUCUCAGAAACUACCUUGCAGGCUCCAAGGGCGCAGGAAGGGCGUACGUGGUGAGCUUCACUAAUGAGCGAAUCCGAGAAUCUCAAACAUCCCCCAAACCCGUCGCUGCAGAGAACGAAGUUACAACGCAGGACUUCCUCACCAAGUUCUUGGCCAAGAACUUGGCUGAUCCACAAAACUUCACCCAGCACCAUGUCCUUAUGGGAUGCACUUCGAAUAUGGUAGCAGGCUCUGAUACCACGGCUAUUAGCCUUUCUGCUCUUUUCUACCACCUCAUAAAGAAUCCAUCCUGUAUGGAAAAGCUCAGAAAUGAGAUCGAUCAGUUGACAUCUCGAGGGGAACUCUCAAAAGCCCCGACCUUCAAAGAGAGUCAGCAGAUGACUUAUUUGCAGGCCGUAAUCAAGGAAACGUUGCGUAUACAUCCAGCUACAGGCUUGCCGCUCGAGCGAGUUGUACCAGAGGGUGGUGCGACAAUCGCUGGUCGAUUCUUUCCUGAAAAUACUAUCGUCGGCGUCAACAGCUGGGUAGCCCAUAGAAACAAGAAUGUCUUUGGAGAGGAUGCCGAAGUCUUCAACCCUGACAGAUGGCUUACGCAAGAUACUGCGAGACUGUCCGCCAUGAAUCGUUAUUAUAUGCCGGCAAGUAUUUUAUACCACAAUUUCGGACUGGGCUCACGAACCUGCAUUGGUCGACAUGUAUCGCAGCUUGAGAUGUCCAAGCUUGUUCCUCGCCUCAUUCGAGACUUCAACUUCGAGCUAGACCCCUCGCUGCCAGGAGGUAACUGGAGUACUUGGAAUUACUGGUUUGUCAAGCCAGUUGACUUUAAGGUUGGAAUUUCCCUUCGUGAGCCGAAAGUCUAUGCUUGA
Messenger RNA from Fusarium graminearum PH-1, 1548 nucleotides. RefSeq lists its product as uncharacterized. The transcript has 4 exons. The record is from RefSeq and is a predicted model, not a curated record. Bases 1 to 1548 code for a protein of 515 amino acids. Gene Ontology annotation, molecular function: heme binding; oxidoreductase activity, acting on paired donors, with incorporation or reduction of molecular oxygen; monooxygenase activity. Lineage: Eukaryota; Fungi; Ascomycota; Sordariomycetes; Hypocreales; Nectriaceae.